AUGUUUCUAAAUAAUGUUUCUGUAAACCUGAUUAGGAGUAUUGCUUCUAUUUCUGUAACAUCUUUGUCUUUAAUGAUAAAUAAAUUUAAUAAAAAGUUCAUAUUUGGUAAUUAUGUUAAAAACUUAUCUUUAUGA
Molecule: messenger RNA, 135 nt
Organism: Vairimorpha ceranae
Lineage: Eukaryota; Fungi; Microsporidia; Nosematidae
Exons: 1
Coding region: 1-135 (44 amino acids)
Source: RefSeq, a predicted model, not a curated record